This is a messenger RNA of Colius striatus (speckled mousebird), 2367 nucleotides long. It is a transcript of the gene POLI, whose product is annotated as DNA polymerase iota. NCBI's taxonomy places the organism in Eukaryota, Metazoa, Chordata, Aves, Coliiformes, Coliidae. The transcript has 10 exons. Gene Ontology annotation, biological process: translesion synthesis. The record is from RefSeq and is a predicted model, not a curated record. Gene Ontology annotation, molecular function: DNA-directed DNA polymerase activity; damaged DNA binding. Bases 69 to 2246 code for a protein of 725 amino acids.
CGGGAGCGCGGCCGCGGCCCCCGCGGGGAGCGGCUCCGCGGCGGCCCGUGAGUCAGCCCCCGGGCGGCAUGGAGCCCUUCCCGCCGCCCACGGAGCAGGACGAGGAGGACUGGCUCGGCCCGCAGUCAGACCACAGCAAACCUGUGUCGGCACAAAGUGCAACGUGCAGAGUGAUUGUGCACCUUGACUUGGACUGCUUUUAUGCACAAGUUGAAAUGGUCCGUAAUCCUGAACUAAGAGACAAGCCUUUAGGAGUGCAGCAGAAAUACAUUGUAGUUACUUGUAACUAUGAAGCCAGAAAACUUGGAGUUAAGAAACUGAUGUCUGUCAAGGAUGCUAAAGAGAAGUGUCCUCAUCUGAUACUGGUUAAUGGAGAAGAUCUGACUGCGUACAGGGAAAUGUCAUACAAGGUUACAGAGUUGUUGGGGGAAUUCUGUCCACUGGUGGAAAGGCUUGGGUUCGAUGAAAAUUUUGUGGAUAUCACAGCAAUUGUGGAGAAGAGACUAAACCAGCUACAGCAAAGUGGAUGCCCCAGGAUCUGUGUGUCUGGCCACGUAUACAAUCACCAAGCCAUCAAUCUGCAGGACACAAGGCACGUAAGGCUAGUCAUUGGGUCUCAGAUUGCAGAGGAGUUCAGGGAAGCCAUAUAUGAGAGACUGGGCCUCACGGGCUGUGCAGGAGUGGCCUCCAACAAACUGCUGUCUAAACUGGUAUCUGGGACCUUUAAACCGAAUCAGCAAACAGUGCUUCUGCCUGAAAGCUGUCAGGAGCUUCUGCGCAGCCUUGAUCACAUCCAGAAAGUGCCUGGCAUUGGCUACAAAACCAGCAAACGUCUUGAAGCGCUGGGGGUUAGGAACGUGUGUGAUCUCCAGGCGUUUCCCUCUGCUGUGUUAGAGAAGGAACUGAGCACUUCUGUUGCUCAGCGUAUCCAAAAACUCAGCUACGGAGAAGACGACUCCCCUGUGACUCCGUCUGGCCCACCUCAGGUACAGUCCUUUAGUGAUGAAGACUCCUUUAAAAAAUGUUCAUCAGAAGGGGAAGUGAAAGAGAAAAUUGAAGAACUGCUUCCUAACUUAUUGGACAGAAUAGAGAGAGAUGGGAGACAGCCACACACCGUGAGGCUGACCAUCCGCCAGUUCUCCUGCACCAACAAAUGGUUCAGUCGGGAGAGCCGUCAGUGUCCUGUUCCACCUCAUCUCCUUCACAAGUUUGGGAAAGGCAGGAGCAACAUCAUAUCACCAUUGGUUGAUCUACUAAUGAAACUCUUUCGAAAGAUGAUAGAUGUAGCUCAACCAUUUCAUCUCACCCUUCUGAGUGUCUGCUUCUCCAACCUCAAAGAUCUUCCUAGCAGCAAGAAAGGAUCAAUUGGUUUCUAUCUAAAGCAGAUGUCACCACCAUCAGGCUCUGGUAAACGUGUCCGGGAAGUGGAAGAUGUCUCACAAGGUGAGGGAAGUGCUUCGAGGAACAAGAGCUUCAAGGGAACUGGAACUACAAAAACAAGGAAGCUUUCAGAGGAAAAGGAAAGUGAUACUAAACCAGCAGGAAUUCCUGACUUGCCAUUUCCUUUGUGUCCCGGUGGCACAGACCAGGAAGUCUUCAGGGAGCUUCCAGAAGAUAUUCAAAAAGAAAUUGUUUUGGAACAAACAGAAGCAAUCCCAAGGGAGGAUGUUUCGGGUAUGCCAUCUGUGUGCUUUGCAGAAGAGGUACACAGCACUGCCCCAGGUUCUAGGGGACUGAACAGGGAUAUGCAGUCUGCAGCAUGCAGCACACACCUCACAUCGGCUCCUGAAGAGGCAGCUGUUCUGCCACACAGCUCCAGGGCCAGUUGUUCCUCCACGUGUCCCAGCAGUGCAGUGGCCAGCAGCAGCACAGAGGAACAACCUGUUGACUCUCUCAGCUUCCCAGCGAGAGACCUGUCAUCUCUGGAAGCUGGAGCCAGCCAAACCAUCAUGCAUGGCCCUGUCUUGGAUAAACAUAAGCAAGCCUCUGAAACAACCUUGGAGGAGAAAACUUCCAGUAGGGAAACAGUAGUUAUGUUCCCUCCCAAUGUCGACCCAAAGACUUUUUAUGAACUACCUCCUGAUGUGCAAAAAGAGCUACUAGCUGAAUGGAAGAGUGAGGAACCUGCAUCCAAAAGGUCUAUGGAGAAGCCCUCAGAAAAGCACAGAACAAGUAAAGGACGAAGGAAUGCUGCGCCGUGUUUAUCACAGUCUAACAGUUUGCUAAGAUACUUUAAACCACAGUGAAUCAUUUUUCAUAACAGUGGCACUGUAAGAAUCAGCACUUGAAGGCACUUUAGUUAAGUUUUACUAUACAUUGUAAAGAUGUGAACAUUAAACAUUUACUUUGACAACUGUUGACAUAAAA